Molecule: messenger RNA, 2454 nt
Organism: Caenorhabditis remanei
Lineage: Eukaryota; Metazoa; Nematoda; Chromadorea; Rhabditida; Rhabditidae
Exons: 2
Coding region: 1-2454 (817 amino acids)
Biological process (GO): innate immune response
Cellular component (GO): membrane raft
Source: RefSeq, a predicted model, not a curated record
AUGUCCUCAUCUGCCAACGACUUUGAAAAAGUUCUCCGUGCUUUUAUUCCGAAAGACCUCAUUCCGCCAACAUGGAAGUUUGACGAGAAUAAAAAAAGCAUAGAAAACAUCGAAUCUCUUAUGAAAUUCGGUCAACUCGGAAUAGUCGGGUCAGCCGAACAGCUGAAUAAGGAUAUCGGAAGCUACAUGUGUUUCCCGGGAGCCCCUCAACAUUUCGACAUGGACCCACUGGUUGCACCGUGUCCUUACGAUUACACAAGUUUGAAGAAUACAGUGUAUAUUUACAAAAGGGAUUUGUUGUUUGCAUUAAAGGAUAUUUGUCCGCUAAAAAACUGGCCAAGGUAUAUGGCCUAUUGGAUUCUGAAUGUGUGUUUGCAACAAAUGGAUUUUGGAAGUCACCAUGAGAUGAUCAUGAAACCGGAUAUCCAACAAAUUGCUAGGGACGGCGAGCGAGUUUUGAAAAAGUUGAUUGAAGUUCUCGAAUUAUCAGAAGAUUAUGAGAUUGUUUAUGAAGACCUCAAGAAAAAUAUGCUGGAUUUCUUACCUGUCGAAAUUAAAGAUGACAUUUCGGAAUGGAUGGAAGAAAUAAUCGAGGAAUAUCCAACCGAGAAGUAUUCCGUGGAACUAUCACAAAUCGUUACUUGGAUUGGAUUUAUUUUGGAGGCGAUUGAGGUUUAUCUUAGAAAAGAAUCCAUUCACUUGCCACCACUCAAUUCAGUAUCCUUGACGAAACCAGUCAUCCGUCUCUUCUCAAUUGACAAAAAUCAUUUUGUGAUGGCUCACGAGUUGCUUAAAACACUCAAGAAUCAUAACAUAGAUGUAUCCGAAUUCGAGAAGGAAGUAAAUGGAAUGCCGAAACUGUCAACAUUCACUUUCAGAGAAGUUGUACAGAAAGUCGAUAAAGAUGUUAUGACGAAUCUGGAAUUUGUGAAAAUGGAAGACUUUCGUUUGAUUUUUGCACAGACGCCGAUUCCUACUUAUGACGGGGGUUACUGUACUCUUGCAGUGGAUGCCCUCCGUGAUAUUCUGAUGGAUAUGAUCGUUGCAAAGAGGGUGUUCCAGACAAUUGAAGAGAAGGAUUGGAUUCAUAUCAAGAAAUUUUUUAAGUUAAUUGAAGCCUACUUCGAUCAGACCAGAGGAGUCUACUUUAUCGAUUUGAAGGAUGUCAAGACAAUCAAGGAGUCAUGGGAGAAUAUCUACAACACCCACCUAAAGCAAUCGGGCUCAAAACUGAAGAAGACUUCAAAAAUGACUGGAUCAAACUCUAGUCACUUGCAUCUAGCGGUGUUGCAGUGUCAACUGAACAGUCUCGUCAGAAAAGUUCCGAUGCUUCUGGAAUUCAUUCAUAAGCAAGGAGCAUGUGACAGGUUGAGUAUUGUGGGAUGUGAGUUGUGUAACGGGAAAACUCUGACUGAGGAAAUCGAAGAGCCACAAGGAUCUGAAAUUGGAGAAGAGCCGCCACAGAAGAAGCUAUCAUCAAAAGAUACAGAGUCAGAAUCCGAGAAAUUGAAUGCUGCUGAUACUCCAGAGAAGCCAUCCCAGAAAAAGAAGAAAUCGAAAAAGUCAAAACAACCCACCCCAUCUGAAGAAGUCAAACCGAAAGAAUCGAAUGCGUGUCCAAAAUGCGAACGAGCUGGAAAGUUCACGCGAGAAGCCAAUGAGAAGUUGAGAUUUUCGAAGAUUGAAGUGAAGCAACUGAAGAAGGAUCUUAUCAGAAAUCAAUUGGAAAACGAGGAGAUCAAACAGAAAGUGAUGGAUAAGGAUGAGAGAAUUCGGAUGUUGGAGAGACUUCUGGAAGAGAAGAAUGACCUCAUCAAGGAGCAAACGGCAAUGAUUGAAGAUCUCCGGAGAGUUGAGGAGAAAGAAGACAGUCACACUGUAUUUGAUGAGGACACUACAAAGAUUGAAGACGUUAAAUCCAACCUUCUGGCUAUCAAAGGAGUUCUUCACACUGAAAGUCCGGUUACCAAAUGCACUGAAAUCGUAAACCGACUCAUCAUGAAGACCAAAAACAAGGAAAUUAAACAAAUGGCAGGUAUGGAGAUGAGAAGAUUCACCAAGGAGGCUACGGAAUAUAUGGAAGGUGUGGAUGAUCGGCUUGCCAUGAUCCAAUGCAAUCAAUUUGACGCAGCCGAAGAAAUUCCAGAGCUCCCGGAAUUCCCUGUAUUCUCACAAGGAUUCUUAGAAGCUUACAAGAAUAUUCUGAAGUCGAGACCGCCCAUUAUCUGCCAACAACUCCUAUCCUCGUCAGGAAAUGCUUCAGAUGAGUUAGAAGACACCGAGUGUGUGAUCUGUCUUAACAACAUGGACCUGGAGGAAGAAACUACAAAAUGCGGGUGUUGCAAGAGGAGAUAUCACAAUGGAUGUAUUCAAGAUUGGCUGAAAGUGAAGAUGACUUGUCCAACUUGCAAUUCAGGACUUUUGGACGAGCAGGAGUUUCCAGUGUUGGUCUAA